AUGCCUGAUCCAUUCCAGAUACCAUAUGAGUAUUAUCAGGCAGGAGACCUACUCAUUGGAGGGAUUGCUUCUCAGUUUACCUGCAUACUUGAGGAUUUAUCUUUCCAUGAAUUCCCAAACACAGCACGUUUUGGUGGACUUGUUGCAACACCAAAGAACUACCAGCAUGUCCUGUCCUUGGCAUUUGCUGUGAAGAAGAUCAAUGAGGACCCAACAAUCUUACCAAAUGUCAGCCUGGGGUUCCACAUCUUUGACAGCUGCUUCUGUAAAAGAAUGACUUAUCCGAGCACCCUGAAACUUCUUUCCACCUGGAAAAGGAUUGUCCCCAGCUACAACUGUGAUGAGCAAAAACGUAUGAUAGCACUCAUUGGGGGAUUAGACUCUAUAGUCUCAUUUCAAGUAGCUACUAUCUUAGACCGCUACAAGAUUCCACAGCUUCACCCUUUCCUGAAGAGCAUCUCAUUUAACAAUAGUGCUGGCAACAAGGUGUUUUUUAAUGAGAAUGCUGAACUUGCCGGUGGAUUUGAUAUUAUUAACUGGGUAAUUUCCCCCAAUAAAUCAUUGCUAAGAGUGAAAGUAGGAGAGAUUGUUCCACAUGCUUCACUAGGUUACCAAUGCACAAUAAAUGAGGAGGCCAUCACAUGGCACAACAAGUUUAAUCAGGUGCUGCCCCUUGCUGUGUGUAAUGAGAAAUGCCAUCCCGGUUACAGCAAAGAAAAGGUGGAGGGGAAGCCAUAUUGUUGCUACAAUUGUGUUCCAUGUCCACAUGGGAGGAUUUCAGACCAGAAAGAUAUGGAUUAUUGUUUCCAAUGCCCAGCAGAUCAGUUUCCAAACAGAAACCAUGAUCAAUGCCUUCCCAAGGUUGUACAUUAUCUCUCUUUCUCGGAACCCUUGGGGACCACUUUGGCUUCCUUGGCUCUGUCUUUAGCUCUGAUCACAGCUUUGGUACUGGGAAUUUUCAUCAAGAACCGGAACACACCCAUCGUCAAAGCCAACAAUCAAGACCUCACCUACACUCUAUUAAUCUCACUCUUGCUGUGCUUCCUUUGCUCCUUCCUGUUCCUUGGUCAGCCUCAGGCAGUGACCUGCUUUUUACAACAAACCGCUUUUAUCAUCGUCUUCUCAGUGGCCGUUUCGUGUGUAUUGGCAAAAACCACAACUGUGGUUCUAGCAUUCAUGGCAACCAAACCAGGAUCCAGGAUGAGAAAAUGGGUGGGGAAGAGACUGGCUAACUCUGUUAUCCUUGCUUGCUCCCUUAUUCAAUCCAGUAUUUGUGCUGUAUGGUUAUUUACUGCUCCCCCAUUCCCUGAUUUGGACGUGCAUUCUCUGGCUGAAGAAAUCAUACUGGAGUGCAAUGAAGGAUCAGUCACUAUGUUUUACUGUUCCCUGGGAUACCUGGGAAUUCUGGCUAUUAUCAGCUUCAUUGUGGCUUUCCAAGCCAGAAAGUUGCCAGAUAGUUUCAAUGAAGCCAAGUUCAUCACUUUCAGCAUGUUGGUGUUUUGCAGUGUUUGGUUGUCCUUUGUUCCGUCCUACCUGAGCACGAAGGGGAAAUAUAUGGUGGCAGUUGAGAUCUUUUCCAUUGUGGCUUCUAGUGCUGGGGUAUUGGGUUGUAUAUUUUUCCCCAAAUGCUAUAUGCUUCUUCUGAGGCCUGAAAUGAAUAAUAGAAGACAUAUAAUUGUCAAGAAUUUUUAA
Messenger RNA from Hemicordylus capensis (graceful crag lizard), 1692 nucleotides. Its product is annotated as vomeronasal type-2 receptor 26-like. Gene Ontology annotation, molecular function: G protein-coupled receptor activity. The record is from RefSeq and is a predicted model, not a curated record. The coding region runs from base 1 to 1692 and encodes 563 amino acids. Lineage: Eukaryota; Metazoa; Chordata; Lepidosauria; Squamata; Cordylidae. Gene Ontology annotation, biological process: G protein-coupled receptor signaling pathway. Gene Ontology annotation, cellular component: membrane. The transcript is spliced from 5 exons.